AUGAUAGCCCCCACUAAACUUGCCCUCCAGCUCUCUAAGCCUGUUUCAGAGAGUCUAUCAGAUGCAAAUAACAUUAUCACUAGAACCUUCUGCCACGAAGUCCCCGAAAACAAGGUUGAAACUCGUUCAAAGUCAAAUUCGUCAAACGAUCCCAACCACUUCCUUGUUUGUUCAGGACUCAAGGUGAAGAAACCCUUUCUCUUCAGGCAAUCUUUGGCUGGUAAGCCUCAUUGUGAUCUCCAGAUGGUACUUUCCAACGCCAAACUUAAUGAACAAGGAGGUUCACAGCUCCAUCGAGUAAGCAGGAUUCAAAGGCAAGAGCAGAGGAAAAAGACUCUUCUUGCCAAAAGGCUAGUCGGGUGCUGGGGUUGUACCUUCAAGAAUUUGAAUAGCCAAUAUGUGGGAGCAAAAAAUCAAGCGCUAGCUCUAUUGCAGACUCCUACUGAUCAUAUGGCAUUGGUCAGAUCGAAUCAGCAGUACGACUUCAUUCGUCUCUUCAAGCUCUUCGAAUACUACCACACUUACUGGAAGCACAUUUCUUCUGUUUCUGAGGUGAUCGAAAAGAGCCAAACUUUCACUGCACCAGUUACUCAGUGUGUGCUUGUGGGAACGAAGAUUGUGUUUAAACCUUGGGCCGAAACGCCUAAUCCACGUCACACAUUCGACGACGAGCCAGAUUCGCCACCAUUAGUGCCGGAGGUCACGAAAUCCUUGACCACAUCAGAUCUACCAGAGACCAUCGUGAUCGUGCCCAAGAACAUUGGCGUGGUUCUCGAAUUAGUGCCCAACAAGAAUGUCGUGGGCCAUAUUGCCGUGGAGUAUCCGCAAUUGAAGGACAUCGUGCCCAACGAGGAGUACGACGAAGACUCCCAGCUCUACUCCGCUGUCAACCUUGAAGCGCUAGGGCGAAAAUUCAAGGCCGAGCAGAUCCCCAUUUACUCAUUUGGAGAAAGCGGCUCUGGCUUUGCCAUUAUCGUCCCCCACUUCAUGAACCCCAUUGCGGAAAACAAGGUUGCCAGCGAAAUCAUCAAAUUGGGCACCACCAUCACAUCAUGGAUUGCAUUGGCGCCUUCGCCACUCAAUAACGGAACCUCGCUAUGCAGACUAGACAUUGCCCUGUCGGUUGAUGCAUUCAAGCAGGUUCCAACCAUCAAGCCUCCUCAUUACACAACGGGCAUAGUUGCAGCGGUGACUUCUCGUUUAUUCCAGACCCGCCAAUUGGGCAAUGCUAAUGUUUUGGUGCUCAAUGCAGAGGGCCACCUGGGUUUUGAGAAGGUUGACGCUGACCUGGUCAUGGACGCUGCAGAACUCAUAGGUGGCUACCUUGUGGGCAAGCAGGGGAAAGCCAGUUAUAUCAAGCAGCUCAGUGCACAUGUCCGUAAGAUCAACUCGGGACUAACACUGGGCAUGUACUUGUGA
Messenger RNA from Candidozyma pseudohaemuli, 1419 nucleotides. RefSeq lists its product as uncharacterized. The transcript has 2 exons. Lineage: Eukaryota; Fungi; Ascomycota; Pichiomycetes; Serinales; Metschnikowiaceae. Bases 1 to 1419 code for a protein of 472 amino acids. The record is from RefSeq and is a predicted model, not a curated record.